AUCUGGCAUGGCUGAGCUCGCAAGUCUUGAGGAACCGCUGUGCUCUGAGCAGUUCGGCUCCGGGGCGGCCCGGAGCUGCCACGCCGCCGCCGACGGGACCCUGCAGUGGGAGGCCUGGGGGUGGUGCAAGUGGGGGCUCUCCGGGGCCUUCACAGUGAAACCCGAAAAACAUGAUGGGGGUGAGGGGACGGCUCCCGAGGCCGCCUCACCACUUCUAUCUGGUCUCCUGGCUGUGUUCCUGCCGCAGGGUUACCCCGAUAGCGUCAGCACAGACUAUUUGCCCUACCAGCUGUGGGAUUCUGUGCAGGCCUUUGCUUCCAGCCUUUCCGGCUCCCUUGCCACCCACGCAGUCUUGGUGGGCAUAGGGGUGGGGGACGCAAAAGCCUCUGUUUCAGCUGCCACGGCCACCUGGUUGGUGAAAGAUUCAACUGGCAUGUUGGGCCGCAUCAUCUUCGCUUGGUGGAAGGGGAGCAAACUGGACUGUAAUGCCAAGCAGUGGAGGCUUUUUGCUGACAUCCUCAAUGAUGUAGCCAUGUUCCUUGAGAUUAUGGCUCCCAUAUACCCAGUGUGUUUCACCAUGACCAUAUGCACCAGCAACCUGGCCAAGUGCAUUGUGAGCGUGGCUGGUGGAGCCACUCGGGCUGCACUGACCAUGCACCAGGCCCGAAGAAACAACAUGGCUGACGUGUCAGCCAAAGAUAGCAGCCAGGAGACACUAGUAAACCUGGUAGGGCUCUUGGCUAGCCUCUUGAUGCUUCCCCUGGUGUCCAGUUGCCCUAGCUUUAGCCUCGGUUGUUUCUUCCUCCUCACUUCCCUCCAUAUCUAUGCCAACUAUCGGGCAGUCCGAGCCCUUGUCAUAGAGACCUUGAACGAACACCGACUGUGGCUGGUCCUGAAGCACUUCCUUCAGAGGGGAGAGAUUCUUAGUCCUACCUCAGCCAAUCAGAUGGAGCCACUGUGGACAGGUUUGUGGCCGUCUCUGUCUUUAUCCCUGGGGGUCCCCCUACACCACUUGACCACCAGUGUCUUUGAGCUGCAACAGCUGGUCGAGGGGCACCAGGAACCCUACCUCCUUCACUGGGACCAGUCACAAAACCAGGUGCAGGUCGUUCUGAGCCAGAUGGCAGGCCCUGAGACCAUCCUAAGGGCUGCCACACAUGGGCUGGUGCUUGGAGCCUUGCAGGAAAAUGAGCCCCUCCCAGCCGAGCUGGAGGAAUUGAGGACCCGAGUACAGGCAGGUCCUGAGAAAGAGAGCUGGGUCAUUGUCAGGGAGACACACCAAGUGUUGGACAAGCUGUUCCCAAAGUUCCUGAAAGGACUGCAGGAUGCAGGCUGGAAGACUAAGAAGUACCAGCUAGAGGUGGAUGAGUGGAGGGCCACAUGGCUCCUGUCUCCAGCAAAGAAGGUCUUAUAAACAGCUCACAUGGAAGCCCAGGUCCCAGGACAGGGCCUGGAGCAAGGACACUUUGGCCACAGCAGGACACAGGAACUUGCUUUAUUUUUGCUUAGGGAAACUUCCGUAGUGGUUAGCCAAGGCCUCAUGACUGCCAAUCAAGAUAGACUGGGCCCCAGGCGGAGACAAGAUAAAAAGAAGGGAACCAAGGCUUCCCCCUCCCCUCCUGCCCCAUUCCCUUCUCACUACUACAGGCUCCCCACCACCAUUCAUUGUGAAGCUGAGCCCUGCCCUGGCUGUGGCUCAUGGGGUCCAGCAUACUUGGCCUCAGGCAUAAAAGCCCCAGAGGAACAUGGCCACAGCCAUCAUGAGCAAGGCAUUGAGGUUGACGACACGGGCCCAGCUUGGGUCCUCACUGAUGUCCUCCAGUCGCCUGGCUACUGCAGCCACCUCCUCCUGUGUAGGCAGUUGGUGGCUGCCUGCCUCACCCCUACUUAUUCCACAGAACCAGAGCAGGCACUGGUGGAAUAGGCCUGGUGCUGGGGACUGGGGCUCUAGAAACAGUUGAGGCCCUGUGGUUAGUUUGAGAGAACUUGGCUGCCCCAGAUCCCCAGCCCCACCUCCUGAGGCAAAUGCCUUACCCUCCAUGCUCACUGCAUGCUCAGGGCACCCAUUCUGAACAACACAUAAGGUUAGACCUUCCAGCUCAUCAGCAUCCAGGUCCUCCCUCUUCUCCUUGCUGUGCCGGAGACUGAAAACCAGGCGGUGGAGCUGGGGAAGGGCAGAAGCAAGGACCAGGUGGGAGCACAGUUCCCCCACCCCAGAUCCUGAGGUCUCUUGUCCAUACUGGCAUUCCCCAAGCUCGCUGUCCAACCUGUAGAUCUGGCCCAGGCUCACUCAAACAUGACCAUCCAUAACAGCCCUUUGCCCUGAGACUAAACCCAAGCUCUUUGGCAGGGUAGUUAAAGUUCUUGGUCUGGCUCACCCCCUGCUUCAUCGCCCCAAGUCCCCUCUCUAUACUCAAUAUUGUAGUACUUUAGUCUUACAGUUCUGUUAGCACAGUGUUCCUUCCUGAGGAUAUUUGCUCACAGUUUCUUCCUACUGUCUUUGCCCUCUUCUCUACCUGUAAAAUCCUUCCAGGCCCAGCUCCUUUGUCCUGUUCCCCAAUCAGCCAUACCCUGGGACACUUGCCCUUGCCCUGCAGCAGCACAAGACUGAACCCUUUUAUGGGCUUUCAAGAUUGUGCUCUGUCCAUCUCAGUCACCAAUCAGAUCCUGUGUUUUGAGCCUUAAAGGCCAUGCUGAGGAUUUUGGGGGGUGUCUUCAAGACGCCUCCCCCUAAACCAUUCAAAUAAAUGUCAUUUAAAUAAAA
This is a messenger RNA of Manis pentadactyla (Chinese pangolin), 2764 nucleotides long. It is a transcript of the gene RUSF1, whose product is annotated as RUS family member 1. Lineage: Eukaryota; Metazoa; Chordata; Mammalia; Pholidota; Manidae. The record is from RefSeq and is a predicted model, not a curated record. The transcript has 13 exons. Bases 8 to 1414 code for a protein of 468 amino acids.